AUGGUGUUGAAAAUGGCCGAUCAGCAACAAAUGGAUAUUGAUGAAGUGACUGCUAACCAGGAUGGUAUUAAAUCUUAUUACAUAAGUAAAACUGAAGAAUAUCAGUUAAUUGUCACAGAAAAGACACAAAAUUUACGUCGAUUGGAAGCCCAACGAAAUGAGCUGAACGCUAAGGUUCGUAUGUUACGAGAAGAACUCCAGCUGCUUCAAGAGCAAGGUUCUUAUGUGGGUGAAGUUGUGAAACCAAUGGACAAAAAAAAGGUUUUAGUUAAGGUCCAUCCCGAAGGAAAAUUUGUUGUUGAUAUUGACAAGAAUAUUGACAUCACAGAUGUUACUGCAAACAGCAGGGUGGCCCUUCGUAAUGAUUGCUAUACAUUGCAUAAAAUACUCCCAAAUAAGGUGGAUCCUUUGGUCAGUCUGAUGAUGGUUGAGAAAGUUCCUGAUUCUACCUAUGAAAUGGUUGGUGGUCUGGACAAACAGAUUAAGGAAAUCAAAGAAGUGAUUGAGCUUCCUGUCAAGCAUCCAGAACUUUUUGAGGCUCUUGGAAUUGCCCAGCCAAAGGGUGUGUUACUGUAUGGUCCACCCGGCACGGGGAAAACUUUGUUGGCUAGAGCUGUUGCUCACCAUACAGAAUGUACAUUUAUUCGAGUGUCUGGCUCAGAAUUGGUACAGAAAUUCAUUGGUGAAGGUUCCAGAAUGGUCCGAGAGCUCUUUGUUAUGGCCAGAGAACAUGCACCAUCAAUAAUUUUCAUGGAUGAGAUUGAUUCAAUUGGUUCCUCUCGAUUGGAAGGAGGAUCUGGAGGUGAUAGUGAAGUCCAAAGAACCAUGUUGGAAUUACUUAACCAAUUGGAUGGCUUUGAACCGAAGCAGAACAUUAAGGUUAUAAUGGCUACCAAUCGUAUUGAUAUAUUAGAUCCAGCCUUGUUGCGUCCAGGCCGUAUUGACAGAAAAAUUGAAUUUCCACCUCCAAAUGAAGAGGCCCGUCUUGAUAUUCUCAAGAUCCAUUCUCGAAAGAUGAAUUUGACGCGUGGAAUUGAUCUUCGCAAAAUUGCAGAGAUGAUGCCUGGUGCUUCUGGAGCAGAGGUCAAGGGUGUCUGUACAGAGGCUGGAAUGUAUGCUCUCAGGGAGAGACGAGUUCAUGUGACACAGGAAGAUUUUGAACUUGCUGUAGCAAAGGUGAUGCAAAAAGAUUCCGAGAAGAAUAUUUCCAUCAAAAAACAGUGGAACUGGCCCUGGCUACGCCGUUCACCUAUCUAUCUAUCUAUCUAUCUAUCUAUCUAUCUAUCUAUCUAUCUAUCUAUCUAUCUAUCUAAAUAUUUUUCAAAUCUCUAUCUAUCUAUCUAUCUAUAUCUAUCUAUCUAUCUAUCUAUCAAAUAA
Molecule: messenger RNA, 1377 nt
Organism: Acanthosepion pharaonis
Lineage: Eukaryota; Metazoa; Mollusca; Cephalopoda; Sepiida; Sepiidae
Source: the annotation of a GenBank genome assembly